AUGCAUAAAUCAGGUAAGAGAUAUUCGGAAACCGCAGCUAAAGUAGCUGCAGGCAGGGCCAGAAAGAAUAAACAAGCUUAUGAGAAGAGAAAGCUUGAAAGAGAAGCUCUGGAACUUGAAGAGGCUAAGAAAUGGGAACAGGGUACGAGACAACCAAACAGAAAGAAGCUUGAACAAGAAGAGAAGCGCAAUGCUAAGGUCCAAGCCAAGAAGGAGCGUGAAGCCCUUCUGGCCAUGGAAGAAGAAGAACUCGGGAAGGGUGGUAAAGGUAGACGGGUUUAA
Messenger RNA from Kazachstania africana CBS 2517, 282 nucleotides. RefSeq names its product Lso1p (gene LSO1). NCBI's taxonomy places the organism in Eukaryota, Fungi, Ascomycota, Saccharomycetes, Saccharomycetales, Saccharomycetaceae. The coding region runs from base 1 to 282 and encodes 93 amino acids. The record is from RefSeq and is a predicted model, not a curated record. The transcript has a single exon.